Messenger RNA from Drosophila navojoa, 212 nucleotides. RefSeq names its product bomanin Short 3-like. Gene Ontology annotation, biological process: defense response. Lineage: Eukaryota; Metazoa; Arthropoda; Insecta; Diptera; Drosophilidae. The record is from RefSeq and is a predicted model, not a curated record.
AACAGUUUCGUUUGAAAAAUCACAACAAGAGCAAACAUGAAGGAAUUGUCGUUGGCUUUAGUGCUCUCUCUGUCGUUGGCUGUAGUGCUGUCUCUGCUGGUCCUGGCAAAUGCUAAUCCGCUGCAUCCGGGCAAUGUGAUCAUCAAUGGCGAUUGCAAAGUUUGCAACAUUCGAGGCGAUUAAUAAAUGAAUAAAAAUCAAAAUAUUAUAUA